CAAACAAAACGAGAUCCAUGGCAAAAUGUCAUUCCUUAACGUGCUCAACAAAGAAAAUGAAAUAAUUUUAAAUACUCCAAAGCGCAAAGAGCUACUAAAAGAUGGUCCUCCAUUGAAUCAAAUGAAAUGUAAUCUAUUGGGCAGAGGCGCCUAUGGCACGGUUAUAAAGGCCAUUUAUAAAGCAAAACCCGUGGCAGUAAAAAUUAUGAAAAACCCCAAAGACAUCAACAAUCAAGUGAUGCUAAAUGAAGCGCAUAUUUUAAAUUGGAAACAUCCGAAUAUAGUACGACUACUUAAGAUUGAAUCAACUCCGAAUUUUGCCAUCAUCAUUAUGGAACGUUUUAAUGGCGAUUGUUUGCAAAUAAUUUUAGAUACCAUGGAACUAUCGGUACUGCAUCGAAUAAACAUUGCUAUGGACAUAACAUCGGGUCUGAUGUAUUGUCAUAAACGUGGUCUACUUCACAUGGAUGUGAAACCACAAAAUGUCAUGAUAUCCCUUAAUAAAUUUCAACGGAAUAUUGUCAAAUCAAGUCUGACCCAAAGGCUGUAUGUGUGUAAGCUGUGCGAUUUCGGUUCAUCGUUAAAAAUUGGAAAUGAAAAUCAAUGUGUAAAGGGAUUAGUAAAGGGAACUCUUCGCUAUAUGGCACCGGAGGCAUUAAAAGAAGAAUAUCUAACACCAGCCGUAGAUGUUUUCGCACUGGGCAUAACACUGUGGCAGAUGAAACAUCGCUAUUUACCCUAUCAUUGGUUACAGUGUAAUGAUACCGUGGCAUAUCAAGUAGUUAAACAUCAAUUGCGACCCAAUUCAGUGCAUAAUGUCGUCAAUCCGAAUUACAACAAUACAAACAUGAAUAGAUUCAAAUCAACCACAAAUGAACAAUGUCUAUGUGAAAAUAUGAAUCAGCAAUUUUCACCACAAUCUAUAGAAGAUUUACGUAAAAUCUUACAAUGUAAUCAAUGUGAAUUAAUUGCCGACUCAACACCGAACAAUGAACAAAAGAGCCUCAACACCAUAACAAAAAGAAUCCCCCUAAAAGAGCUGAGUAAUAAACAGCAUAUGAAAAAAUUUGGAGUAAAACGUGAUUUACAAAAUGAAUUCGCUCCAAAUGAAAAUUUAAGUUUGGCAACGGUAUUAAGUCAAUCCAUUGGCCAUUUGGAUGUCAACAAAACAUCGAAACUUGAACAACUCUAUGAAGAGUUAUUUAAAUCGUGCUGGCACGAUGAUUAUAAGCAACGGCCCACAGCAAUGCAGUUAUCGCAACGUUUCCGUGAAAUUUUAUAA
Messenger RNA from Musca vetustissima, 1282 nucleotides. RefSeq names its product serine/threonine-protein kinase mos (gene Mos). Gene Ontology annotation, biological process: protein phosphorylation; negative regulation of metaphase/anaphase transition of meiotic cell cycle; positive regulation of MAPK cascade. The record is from RefSeq and is a predicted model, not a curated record. NCBI's taxonomy places the organism in Eukaryota, Metazoa, Arthropoda, Insecta, Diptera, Muscidae. Gene Ontology annotation, molecular function: ATP binding; protein kinase activity. The transcript is spliced from 7 exons. Bases 26 to 1282 code for a protein of 418 amino acids. Gene Ontology annotation, cellular component: cytoplasm.